Molecule: messenger RNA, 857 nt
Organism: Aureobasidium vineae
Lineage: Eukaryota; Fungi; Ascomycota; Dothideomycetes; Dothideales; Saccotheciaceae
Source: the annotation of a GenBank genome assembly
UUUUUGAUACUGCCACUCACAUAAUGGCAUUGAACGCGCUUCUGAAAUAUCUACCCGCUGGUUGGACAGAGGAGAAGUAUCAGCAUGCAAGUGACAAAGACUUUGCAGACAUCCCAGAAGAUAAUUUCAGCAGAAGCAAAAGUCCGCCAUGUAGAUUUCGUUCAAAAAUUCAACGCGGAAAGGACAGCCUGGGGACUUCCCUAAGGCAAUUGGACCUCGCAGAGGAGGACGAUGAUGGACUGCACUGUUUGGUCAAGCUGGUCGAAAGUGCUGGCUGGAACGAUUUUGGCUUUCUAGUGUUUCGCACACACUUCGACGACGACAACCUCUGGGAUCAAUUUCGCGAUCUGUGGGAUCCAAUCUUGCAGCAGGGUAUGGACGCAGCACCUACAUCUGCCGGACUCGAACGCGUACGAGAGAAACUGUACAUGAAGAUGGUCGACGACGAUGCACUGAGUGGUAGAUCUCCCAAAGAUGUGGCUUUCGCAUAUCGACUGUGCGAGGAAGACGAAGGUCUCGAUGAAGACGAGAUUCUAGAGCCAGGCCUUCGCACCCGAAUGUGUCUGUUCGUGGACGAAGAAUGCAUGAGGUCGGUCACUGAACCGAAGUCUGAUGUACCACCAUUUGCCAAGGCAGUAGAUGUUACCCUUGGACAAACUUCAUCGCGGUCACAAAACGCCAUCUUUAAAGUUGCGAUCAAGUCGUUGGUCAUGGAUUUCUAUCCAUCCCUGUUCUUACCAGAGAUCGAGGAUGCCACUAGACUGUGUCCGACAAGCGAAAGUAAGAUUUGGGAACAUCUGUCGCAAACUUUGCAUGGCGAGGACGAGUGGAAAAAGCUCAAGAAGAUCAUGGGGUAC